CGUUUACGUAUCCUGUCGCCAUCUGUUGAAUAAAAUUUAAAUUAUUUAUUUCAGCACGUGAUCGAUACAUGAUGAAAGUAUAGUGUUACCGAAAUCUAUCUAUAUCUGUAUACUUUAAUACGGUAUUGUGAAAUUAUGGAAGGUGACGUUUCUGCUAACGAAAUCGAUAUUAAUACUUUUAACCAUCCUGUGAGGAUAACUGUAACCAAUCCUCAGAAAAUUGGAUCUUUUAUUACUUCUUAUGUCACUUAUCGCAUCACUACUACAUCAAAUGUGAAUAAUAACCAAACCACUUCUGUGACUAGAAGAUUUAACGAUUUUAUGCUACUUUAUCAAAAAUUACAUUACAAAUAUGCUCACGUUGGACGUAUAAUCCCUCCUCCUCCAGAGAAAGAUUUUGGUGGUAUGUUAUCUGUUAUGAUCAAAAAUGAAGCCGAGAUAUCACGAAUGGAAUUUAUCGAAAUUCGAAGAGCAGCAUUAGAAAGAUUUCUAUUUCGUAUUGCAUCUCAUUUGGUAUUAAGAGAUGAUGUCUUCUUCAAGCUCUUCCUAUACUCCAAAACAAAUUACAAGAAAACAAUAAGAAAUAUUCAUAACAGAGAUAAUGUAGGACCAGCCAUCCAUGGACUUGGAAGAGGAUUCUUCCUAUCUGUAGUUGAUAAUGACGAUACUUGGUUCGAAAGAAAAGCUGAUCAUUUACAAACUUAUCAAGACAUGUUAAAGGUAUUUUCAGAAGCACUGCACGAAUUCGCUGUUAAAAAGAAAAAUAUAAGUGAAGCCAUAGGAUACCUAGCAAGAAGAGUCAGAGUGGUUAGCAGUUUAGAAGAAGAUCAGCAAUUUUCAAAUUUGUUGUAUAAAAUAGCGGAAGGUCAUAAAGAUUUACAAAGUGUCUAUGAGACUCAGUCAGAAAAGGAAUGCGUGAUGUUAUCUGAUGUCAUUAGAGAUUAUAUGAAGUUUACUAUUCAAGCUGUGGCAAUUUUUGACGUGAGGAUCAAAGCACGUAGAGAUAUCGAACAAAUAGAAAAAGACUUAGAACAUAAAAGACAGAGAGAAGUAGACAUCAUAAACAAUAAGAAAAGUACUGCUACAAUGAAUAAAUUCAGGAGUAUAAGAGAACAGGCUGAAGAACGUUUAGAAAGAUAUAUGCAAAUUUAUACAGAAAUUUCAAGAAAUGUAAUGGAAGAAGUUAAACACUUCGAACACCUAAGAGUGAUUGAACUGAAAGCCGCCAUUCGACAAUGGAUCUUCAAUUCCCAGAACACUCAUGAGCAGAUAAUAAAUAUAUUCAAGGACUAUUUAAGACAAGAAGAAGGCUCAAGUAAUGCUUCAGUAUAAUUAAUUAAUUAUAUUUUUAAAGCAUUCAUAUUUAAGAAAAGUAAUAAUUUUUUAAAGUUUAAUAAACUUUUAUAAUGAAUAUAUAAGUGUUUUGAAAGGGUUAUCAAAAGAUGGCGCCACACUUAUAACGUUACA
This is a messenger RNA of Centruroides sculpturatus (bark scorpion), 1467 nucleotides long. RefSeq names its product sorting nexin-2-like. The transcript has 9 exons. The record is from RefSeq and is a predicted model, not a curated record. Lineage: Eukaryota; Metazoa; Arthropoda; Arachnida; Scorpiones; Buthidae. The coding region runs from base 136 to 1332 and encodes 398 amino acids. Gene Ontology annotation, cellular component: endosome. Gene Ontology annotation, molecular function: phosphatidylinositol binding.